CAGCUCAGCGACGUGCACUCUUUUGCAGCAGCCGGUCAACAUGGCGUCCGUUCGGGUUUUUAGCGCUGUUCGACUUCUAUCACAGCAAAGGCUCAACGGAUUUGCAAUAACAGGUUCUCAUUCCCGAUUUCAUCGUGCUCUCUCAGUCUCUACAGCUAUGAGUGCUAAACAUAUAAAAUAUGAAGUUAAGAAUGAUGUGGCUGUUGUGAAGAUAGACUGUCAAGAAUCAAAGGUGAACACUUUAACUAAAGAAGUCAUCAGUGAGUUUAAAGAGCUGAUGAAUAAAGCAUUGGAAGAUCCAUUAGUCAAAGCAGCUGUUCUAAUAUCUGCAAAACCUGGAUGCUUUAUUGCUGGUGCUGAUAUUGGAAUGAUAUCAUCAUUGAAAACUAAAGAUGAGGUAUUUAAGUUAUCAAGAGAUGGACAUGAAAUGUUUGACCACUUAGAGAAACACGACAAGCCAGUAGUAGCCGCCAUUAUGGGUACCUGUCUUGGCGGUGGAUUGGAAACUGCUAUUGCCUGCAACUAUAGAAUCGCUGUUAAUGAUAAGAAGACGGUAUUGUCUGUUCCUGAGGUCAUGUUAGGUCUACUUCCCGGUGGUGGUGGCACACAGAGAUUACCUAAAAUGAUUGGCUUACCCAAUGCACUAGACAUGGCAUUGACUGGUAAAAAUAUACCAGCCAAGAAAGCUAAGAAGAUGGGGUUAGUGGAUCAGAUAGUGGAACCAUUGGGUCCUGGUAUUGAUACUCCUGAAAACCGUACAUUACAAUAUCUAGAAGAGGUCGCCAUAGAUGCUGCAAGAAUGUUGGAAGACUACUACUCAAACGACCCAAAGGUCAGAGGUCAAUUUCCUGGCAAGGCUACAAAGGCGCCAUUAAGUUUAUGGCACACUGUACCUUCAUUGAUCUUCUGGUGUGCAGUUGCCACACCAUUCAUAGCAACGGAAAGAGGAAGGUCUCUGUACUGGAAAGUUGGUUUAUUCAGCACCUUUGGUGGCUGUUUGUGGAUGUCAAUGACUACGUGA
Molecule: messenger RNA, 1021 nt
Organism: Saccoglossus kowalevskii
Lineage: Eukaryota; Metazoa; Hemichordata; Enteropneusta; Harrimaniidae
Product: trifunctional enzyme subunit alpha, mitochondrial
Biological process (GO): fatty acid beta-oxidation
Cellular component (GO): mitochondrion; mitochondrial fatty acid beta-oxidation multienzyme complex
Molecular function (GO): NAD+ binding; enoyl-CoA hydratase activity; long-chain (3S)-3-hydroxyacyl-CoA dehydrogenase (NAD+) activity
Source: RefSeq, a predicted model, not a curated record